Penaeus monodon (black tiger shrimp) is the source of this 959-nucleotide messenger RNA. Its product is annotated as nuclear cap-binding protein subunit 3-like. Gene Ontology annotation, molecular function: mRNA binding; RNA 7-methylguanosine cap binding. Lineage: Eukaryota; Metazoa; Arthropoda; Malacostraca; Decapoda; Penaeidae. Gene Ontology annotation, cellular component: cytosol; nucleus. The record is from RefSeq and is a predicted model, not a curated record.
UUCCAGCUCGACGGAGGAUGAGGCGCAAGGCAACAAGGAGAAGACCAAAAGAAGAAGAAAAAAGUCAAAGUCAAGGUGGAGAAGAUGGACGAGGACCCCGUCGCUGGGGGGAGGAGGAGGAGAGCAGCAUAACCACAGAAGACGUGGCAAUCCCGGUACCUCCUGGCAGAUGGAGACUGGGGGUGCCCUGCCCACGGACCAAAGCCAUUCUCCUGCGCUUUGCCAGCAAUAAGGACAAGAAAGAGGAAGGCGCCGAGAGAAAGUCUGAAUAUUACCGCAAACAUGGAAAUCCCAACUAUGGGGGUAUCAAGGGGCUUUUAAGCGAGAGUGGGCGAAGAAGAAUGCGAGAGGCCCAGAGGAGACGAGAACUGGAGGAGCAGCGGAACAAGCGCAUAGACCUGGACAACCCCAAGAACCCGUGGGGGAUGCUGGCUCAGAACUGGGGUCGUAAGGAGAGCCAGGAGGAGGACAGAAUCGAUUAUCAGGCGCUGUUGCGGAAGCAUACCAAAGUUGUAUCCCAGAAGAGGAAACGCGAUGAUGACAGCGACCAUGAAGAUAUGUUGGGUAAUUAUCAGGAGGAGGAUUCUAAACAAGGAAGUGAUGAUAGUGAUGAUAUAGUUCCGUGGAACAGGAAAAUCAAGAGUCCGAGGAUGAAGAUGUACGCGGACGCAGAGCAGAAGAAGCAGAGCCAGAGGUCGAGCACAGAUCUGCGGAGCCGACUGUCGGGUGGAAAGUUCCGUGGAGGUGUCAGCAUCCAGGACAGACUGCUGGAUGUCCGCAGCCCAGCUAGGGGAGGCAAUGCCAGAAACAAGCUCGAUCUACGUGCAAAGUUAAUGAGCAAGCGGAGACGAGAGCCUGUAUCUGUAGAGGUGGACAAUGACCGUUACUAUCGCUUGAUUGCCAGCGAUGAAGAUUAAGACAUGUAGGCUCUUAUUAUCACUAAUGCAGUGGUUUAAAAA